Messenger RNA from Meriones unguiculatus (Mongolian gerbil), 2464 nucleotides. Its product is annotated as NXPE family member 2-like. The record is from RefSeq and is a predicted model, not a curated record. The transcript is spliced from 5 exons. The coding region runs from base 454 to 2145 and encodes 563 amino acids. Lineage: Eukaryota; Metazoa; Chordata; Mammalia; Rodentia; Muridae.
UUAGUCAGCUAUUGUGACAUAAAAAGAUAGAAUGUGAGGUGGAAGAAAGCUGCCUUAAAAAAUGGAAUAACUAAAUGAGAGACCUAUUACUGAACCUGGAAGAGACACUUGUCAAAUUAGCAGGAUGAUGAGAGAAUUGCAGGGGGGGGGGCGGUUCUCUGCUCAAAUGAUGGCUGACCUGAAUGUCCACACCAAGUCCUGAAUACAAGGAAAGCUUCCAGACUUGCUCUGACACAGCAGGAAGGCCGCUCCUGAGUCAGAAACCCGAAGUCUCUCAACCUGUUUUGUUCCCUGCCUCAGGGAAAAGCUCUCUAUCUGAUUUUCAGUGGUGAUUUGGCAAAAUCCAGGAGUGUGUGAACUCACUCUGGAACAACAGAGGAGUGAGCAAAGCUCUCAGAGGCAUUGGGCAUUUUUUACUUAUUUUUUUUUAAUUUACUUUUUAUUUAAUAUGUGAUGACCUCUCCUGUCCUCACUCCUAGAAUGCUGCUCACCUUGUUUCCAAAAGCCUCAGCUCAAAAACGGCUCCUGAUGGUGAUAUUUAUCCUUGUUUUCUGGGUCAUCUUCAUGGCUUCAAAAAACCACACAGAGUUUUUGUUCUACUUAAACAACCCCAUCACUCUGAAACGAUGGCACAUCUUCAAGUUCAUGCACUCUGAAGGGCUUCAGAGCACACCAGCAGCAGCACCAGCACCAACUCCAGAGGCAGAGCCAGCUGUCACAGAAAUCCUGGAGAAGCUAAACCAGCAGAUCCCACCCAGGCCCUUCCCUCACCGCAGCACCACCACCAGCGCCACACACAGCACAGCCACCAUCCUCAACCCUCGAGACACGCACUGUAUAGGGGACCAGCUGGACGUCCUGCUGGUAGCCAAGGACUAUUUUGGAAGCAUGAAAAAGUAUGGUGGGGACUUCCUGAGGGCCAGGAUGUCCUCCCCAGCCCUGAAGGCAGGCGCUUCAGGAAAGGUGACAGACUUCAACAAUGGCACCUACCUCAUCAGCUUCACUCUGUUCUGGGAGGGCCAGGUCUCCCUGUCUGUCCUCCUCAUACACCCCAGUGAAGGGGUGUCAGCUCUCUGGAGAGCAAGGAACCAAGGCUAUGAUAGAGUUACCUUCACUGGCCAGUUUCUUAAUGGCACCUCCCCCAUCUCCACGAAAUGUGGCCUUAUCUUAAACACCAGCGCUGAGCUGUGUCAAUACCUGGAUGCUCGGGAUCACGAAGCCUUCUACUGCUUGAAGCCUCCAGGUGUUCCCUGUGAGGCCCUGACUCACAUGAAAACCAUGAAUAGUAACAUCUCCUACCUCAGCCUUAAGGAAAAGUUCCUUUUCAAGAGGUUCAACAUAGGGGUUGAAGUGCUGAAGAAUUUGGCCAUCACAGUCUUCCCAUGUAACAGUAAGUCCAGUAACAAGAAAGAGAAAUGUCAGGUUGGAAUGAAGACUCCUUUCCCCAGUGGCUAUACUUUGAAAGGAAUGUGGAUUACAACAUUUUGCAGACAGAACGAGUUCAGUGCCAUGGAAGAUAUAAAUAACUGCUUGAAAAGAAAACUAAUUUACCUCAUGGGUGAUUCAACACUGCGCCAAUGGGUUUACUACUUAAACAAAGUUGUUAAAACCCUAAAAUAUUUUGAUCAUCAUGGAACUGGGGUCUUUAAAACUCAUAUCCUUCUGGAUACUGAAAGACAUGUUUUGGUUCAGUGGAAAAAACACAGCCAUCCUUUCGUUACUAAAAACCUGUACUCCAUGAAAGAUGACAACUACAUCCCACGAGAAAUUGACCAGGUGGCAGGAGACAGUGAUACAGCCAUUGUCAUUAGUUUUGGCCAACACUUCAGACCCUUUCCCAUCAAUAUAUUCAUCCGUAGGGUCAUCAACGUCAAAAAGGCCAUAGAGCGACUCUUCUUACGAAGCCCGGAGACCAAGGUGAUAAUUAAAACAGAAAAUAUCAGAGAAUUCAAUGAAAAUGCAGAGAGCUUCAGUGACUUCCAUGGAAGCAUUCAGAAUCAUAUUUUAAGGGACAUUUUGGGGGAUCUCAGUGUGGGUAUUAUUGAUGCUUGGGACAUGACAAUUGCGUAUCGCAGUGAGGCUGUCCAUCCAUCUUCCAGCGUGAUUGAAAGUCAGGUUGGUAUGUUCUUAAACUACAUUUGCUAGAGGAUCUUAAAGUACAGAAACAUAUCUAGCCCUCCCUGCCCUUGCUCGCUCCAAUUUUAUAUGUACUUACAUAGAUAACACAAUCUAACAUAAGAAGAAGAAAAUAUUGAAAAUUAUAGUUAAAUAUACAUAACAGAAAAUUCUCCAUUCAAAUAAUUUUUAAUCCUACAAUCUGGUGGUGCUAAGUGAAGUUCCAUGUCACAUCUCCAUCAUUAUAAUCCAUUUCUUCGUCCCUAGUAGAAAUCAAACCUCUUAAACACCCACUCGCCACUCCUCUGAGCCACAGACCCUGGCGUCUACAGCUAUACUUCAUGUGUCA